AUCAGAGCCAAACAUCAAUUGAAAAAAGAAAACAGUUUACCGUGAUUAACACUCAUGUGUUUGGUCAAUGUUGUCAUUUCAAUUUUCCCCACUCUUUUGUCCUUGCAAUAAAGCAAAAAGUAGACCAUAAUGGGAUUCAGCUGUGUUCUUUUUACAUUAUCUUUGGUGCAUGAAGACAUGCUGAGAAGCUUCUAAUAUCAAUUUUAUUUCCUCCAUCACUUUUUUUGUUAGUUUUCUACUAGUGCAAGUUCAGUAUCUCAGGAAAUCAGGAGGUACUUCACAACUCACAAGAUUCUUGGCUUUCUGAACAUCCUGACACUUCAUUCUGGUCAUUAACUGCGUUUGUCACACAUAAUAAAUACCACAGUUUCAAAUCCAACACAUAGCAUUUCCUCACCAAUGAGGUGCCGCUUAUAAGAGGCUUCUUCUGCGUCUACAACCUUGCAACGGCCGUUUUUAUCACCCUGAAAACAUGUUCAAGUCAUGGAGCAAGAAGCACAAGAUCAAAGCUGUGUUCAAAUUGGAAUUUCAGGCAACUCAGGUGCCAAAGAUGAAAAAGAAUGCUAUAAUGGUAUCUUUGGUGCCAGAUGAUGUUGGUAAGACAACAGUGAAACUAGAGAAAACUGCUGCGCAAGAUGGGACCUGCUCGUGGGAGAAUCCAAUUUUUGAAUCCGUUAAACUUGUUACGGAUGCAAAAUCAGGCAAAAUUCAUGAGAAAAUCUACCAUUUCAUUGUUUCGACCGGAUCUUCAAAAUCUGGCUUUCUUGGAGAGGCCUCGAUUGAUUUUGCUGAUUUUGUUGCAGAAAUUGAGCCAAUCACAAUUUCUCUACCCCUAAAGUUUGCCAAUUCAGGCAUAGUUUUACACGUGACUAUUCAGAACGUGGAAGGAUAUGCUGCUGAAAGAAAUGGGGAAGAUAAUGGGGCUGAGGAACUUGGCAGUGAUAGAAGCUUGAAACACCAGCUGAGCUAUGGCAGUACAGACCACGAAAGUUAUAAUGUUGAUGAAAACGAACACAUGGCGAGGACCAGAUCUGAGUAUUCUGAACAAGAUGCAUCUAAUGGCAUUAGUCCUGUGUUAGCUUCAUGGGAGGAUCCUCAUAGCUUCAGACAAAAUUCAAUUCCAUCAAAAGGAACUGUUAAAGCCAUUGCAACAGAAGCCCAGGUGCAUAAGAGGUCAAACACGAACUGGUCAAUGGGUUCGGCAUCAGAUGGAAGUUUAGGUGACUGGACUAACAGCCUGGAAGACAAUCCUCCAAGAGAAAGAUUACAAGAGCCUUCAAAUAAUUCCAAUGAAAGCCUCAAGAAUGAAAUUACUUCUUUGAAAAGGCAAGCAGAAGUGUCAGAAAUAGAGUUACAAUCACUUCGAAAGCAGAUAGAAAAAGAAAGCAGUAGGGGACAGAAUUUGUCAAGACAAAUAAUCAGCCUCAGAGAGGAGAGAGAUUUGCUCAAAACCAAAUACGAGCAACUCAAGUCCCAGCAGAACUUCAGUAAUGAGUCCAAAACCUCCAAAACCUCCAAAACCUCCAAAACCUUGAAGUCUGAGAUUGAAGAUACUAGGCUUCAGUUAGAGGCAAUGAAGGAAGAGCUUGUUUAUGAAAAGGAAUUGAGUGCCAAUCUUCAAUUGCAACUGCGGAAGACACAAAACUCAAACUCUGAAUUACUUUUGGCUGUGACAGACCUUGAAGCAAUGCUGGAACAAAAGGAUAAGGAAAUAUUGGAUCUAUCUACGAAUAUAAAAUCCCAGAAGACUACUAAAGAGCGUGAAGAGGGCAUAGAAUUUGACCUCUUGCGGCUAAAAAUUGCAGACCAGGAUGAAGAAAUAGACAAUUACUGUAAACAACGCGACGAGCUCAGUGAGCAAAUUAAAGAACUUACUUUGGAGUAUGAUCUACUUAAGAAGGAAAAUGUGGACAUAUCUUUGAGAUUAAAGCAAGAUGAAGCACACCACAUCAAGUUACAAAAUGAACAUUCAUCUUCUUUAGUUACAAUACAACAACUUGAAUCCCAUGUAGAGAGAUUAGAAGAGAAGCUAAAGGUGCAGGAAGAUGAAUUUUCAGCAUCUCUGGUCUACAUAAAGGAACUUGAAGAUGAAGUUAAGUCGUUGGAGAAAGAACUGAAAACACAGGCAGAGAAAUUUGAAGAAGAUCUCCAUGUCAUGCAAUGUGCAAAAACUGAGCAGGAAGAAAGGGCCCUGCAAGCAGAAGAAGCCUUGAGAAAGACAAGACACAACAAUGCUGUAGCAUCCGAGCGUUUUCAGGAGGAAUAUAGACUGCUUUCUGUUGAAAUGGCACAAAAAGUUGAGGAGAAUGAAAAUAUGACUUUGAAAGCAGUUGCAGAGGCUGAUGAGUUGCGGCACCAGAACAAACUUAUAGAAGAAAUGCUCCAUAAAUGCAAUCAAGAGCUCAGGCUUAUCACAGAUCAGAAUGAAGUGAAAAUGAAAGAGCUCUUGGACCAAAGAGACUCAAAAGCAAAAAUAAUAGAACAGAUGUCACAAGAACUAGAAGUUAAGUCUAAACAACUUGAGAAUGUGCAAAGGCACUAUGAUGAAAAGGAUGCUUUGUUUUCCAAGCAAAUUCAAAUGCUCAGAUCUCAAAUUAGAAUGUUGAUGGAAGAUGGUGUAUUGUCUGAAAAAGUAAGGGAGGAUGCAAAAAUAGCUCAGAAAGGACAACCAUUUAUGAUCUCAAAUGACGGGGAGAUGAUACUUGGCACUCUAUUGUCAGAAGUAGAAACCUUUAAGAACCAGCAUAUUGAAAUAAAACACGGUUUGCAUAAAGAACAAAUGGAGAAAGAAAGUAUGAAGAAACAAAUAUCUCAAUUAGAAGGAGAGCUGAAGAAGAAGGAAGCAGAUUUAAGUACUAUGGAAAAGAAGCUCAAGAAUAACAAAGGACGAGCUGCAGUUACACAUAUGAAUUUGACAUCAAGAGACAAUGAAAGUGAGGUGCCUCCAGCUAAAACACAUGCCAAGAAGUCAAAAUCAGAAAUGCAUAAGGGAAAGGAUGCUUCAAGCAAGUCCGAAGGAGGAACAGUAAACAAGUCAGAUGAGAGCAAAGUUUGUCAAGCUUCUGGAAGCGAGGGUGAGUGCCUUACAAAUGAAUUGUUGAAUGAAGUUUCGCUACUAAAGGAAAAGAACAAGAUCAUGGAGAAUGAGCUGAAAGACAUGGAGGAAAGAUAUUCAGAGAUUAGUCUGAAAUUUGCAGAGGUAGAGGGAGAAAGACAACAGCUUGUUAUGGCUGUACGCAAUCUCAAGAAUGGGAAGAAGAACUAGAACUCUUUGCAGGUGUGGUGUCUCGUUGAAAUCAUGCAUGAGUGGUGAAGGAGGCAUGCUAUCAUCAUCAUCAGAAUGUAGGAACCAAAUUUAACCAGUACAUUGCAGUUUGCACAAGUUGUGACCUAUAUGACAUCUACUAACAACUUUACUCAUCCAAAUUUUUUUGGGCACUCAGUCCAUCCAAUAUUCAUGUCGUAUGAUAUACAUUGGCAAAUGAGCCAGGGGCAUGAUGCUGUGGCCUCAUAUAGUCCCUUGUAGCAGCCAAUGAUUUAUCAUUAGUUUGAAAUUUUUGGCAUCCAAUGUAACAUAUACAUAACAUCUAUGAUGCUCAGGUUUUGAUUGAGUGUUGGUCGAAUAAAGAAAAUCUGGCUAAUGGGUAAGCAUCUGUAUGGUUACCUUGAUUGGUGGUUUUCAGAA
Molecule: messenger RNA, 3685 nt
Organism: Vigna umbellata (rice bean)
Lineage: Eukaryota; Viridiplantae; Streptophyta; Magnoliopsida; Fabales; Fabaceae
Source: RefSeq, a predicted model, not a curated record